Molecule: messenger RNA, 1472 nt
Organism: Polypterus senegalus (gray bichir)
Lineage: Eukaryota; Metazoa; Chordata; Cladistia; Polypteriformes; Polypteridae
Gene: sox14
Product: SRY-box transcription factor 14
Exons: 1
Coding region: 444-1160 (238 amino acids)
Biological process (GO): anatomical structure morphogenesis; regulation of DNA-templated transcription; cell differentiation
Molecular function (GO): RNA polymerase II cis-regulatory region sequence-specific DNA binding; DNA-binding transcription factor activity, RNA polymerase II-specific
Source: RefSeq, a predicted model, not a curated record
UUCACUAGCUUUUUCUCAUUUCCCAGCCAGGUGCUUUACAAGGCUAGACACCUCCGAGAAAAACAACAACGCUGUCGGAACUGAUCACCUUACUGGAUAUUUUUGUUGUUCGGAUGGCUUUUGUAUUUGCUUUUUUAGACUUGUGGGCAUAAUUUGCCUUUUUACAUUUUUAACUGAGUUAUCACAGGUGCAUAGACAUAGUUUAUACUAUUUCUAUCUCAUUUGUGUCGUUUCCAAAAAGAAAAGAGAAAAGAGAUCGGCCUCUGGAUUUACCAGCACUAAGACAAACUGGUAUGGUCGGUUCAGAUCCAAGGAAUAGGUGAAAUCCUUCCAAGAACUUUUUUUCCCUCCCUCUCUCUCUCUCUCUCUCUCUCUCUCUCUUUCUCUUCCGAUUCCGUUCUAUAUUGUUUUACGGGUGACAAGCUGAAAGACGGCGCCAAACUAUGUCCAAGCCUGUCGACCACAUCAAAAGACCCAUGAAUGCCUUCAUGGUUUGGUCUAGGGGCCAAAGGCGAAAGAUGGCACAGGAAAAUCCCAAAAUGCAUAACUCGGAGAUCAGCAAAAGACUCGGGGCCGAGUGGAAGCUGCUCUCAGAAGCAGAGAAGCGGCCGUACAUCGACGAGGCAAAACGGCUGAGGGCGCAGCACAUGAAGGAGCACCCCGACUACAAAUACCGACCGAGGCGCAAACCCAAGAAUCUGCUAAAGAAAGACAGGUACGUCUUUCCCUUGCCCUACCUUGGAGACACGGACCAUUUAAAAGCGCUCCCCGUUUCAGCCACGGACUCGCUUCUCGGAUCCACGGAGAAAACACGGGCUUUUCUACCCCCCACUUCGGCACCUUACUCCUUCCUCGACCCAAGCCAGUUCAGUUCCAGCGCAAUUCAGAAGAUGGCAGAGGUGCCACACUCCUUGACCACCAGCACUUUGCCCUACGCCUCAUCCUUGGGAUAUCAAAACGGAGCUUUUGGCAGUUUGAGUUGCCCGAGUCAGCACACACAUACCCACCCCUCCCCGACCAACCCCGGGUACGUGGUGCCCUGCAACUGUUCUGCAUGGUCGGCCUCCAGUUUACAGCCCCCUGUUGCCUACAUACUUUUUCCAGGUAUGACCAAGACCGGAAUAGACCCGUAUUCAUCAGCUCACGCUGCGGCCAUGUAACUCAGACUGCUGAAGGAAUCUUGAAUUCUUCAUUGCAUGUAUAUAAAAUAAAUGGACUAGGUAGAGCAAAACAAAAAGAAUCGCAUCGGAAAAGACCCCGAGGACUGCUAAGGUUUUUCAAAGAGACAUCUUUGUUUCUCUCUUGCUUAUAAACUAGAGGACUUUACACGCCGGAAACCCGCUGCAGGAAACUUGGAGUUAGCCGCUCAGGCAGGUGCCGUGAGAACUGUAGGAAAUGUAAAUGAUAAAACUUUUAUUGCGAGCUACCUUCAUUAAAGACGACUUUUAAGUUUAUUUAUUGUCAUGUACAUG